Messenger RNA from Adineta ricciae, 1374 nucleotides. NCBI's taxonomy places the organism in Eukaryota, Metazoa, Rotifera, Eurotatoria, Adinetida, Adinetidae. The record is from the annotation of a GenBank genome assembly.
AUGGGUAUUUUACGACAUCGUCGUUUUCGUCGUCAAGAAUUGCCACCAGCUAAUGACGAUGGAGAAGAUGAAUAUGACGAAGAUGGUGAUGAAGGCGACGACGACGACGAUUCAGCGACUACUCCAGCCGGCGCAGGUCUUCCACCGAAAACUACUGAAAAUCAAUUUGAAAAGGCCAAAGCAAUUGGAAAAGAUGUCAUCGAAAAAAUAAUGACGAGUACUAUGACAAAAUCGAACUAUACCAUCCACACAAAAAAAAGAUCAGUUUUCAAUGUAAUACCAGUGCCACCUUGGGCUACAAUUAUCCUCGUUAUUAUUGUUCUUCUUGCAUUAUGUGCGUGUAUCGCAUGUUGUAUACGUCGAACGUGUCGAAAGUUAUGGAAGAAGAAAGGAGUCAAAGGAGGCAAAGGUAUUGAUUUGCAAGCUGUCAAAACUUUCGGUUUACACAAAGAAAAGGUCCAACCUGACAUUGAAGAGCUAACACCGAAUAUGGAAGAUAAUGAAGAUGCCGAUUCGAAGAAAAGUGAAGCACCUAAUUUAGGUAAAUUAGAAUAUUCACUUGACUACGACUUUCAAAAACAAGAACUUAAAGUUGAAGUCAUCCAAGCUCAAGAAUUACCGGCAAUGGAUAUGAGUGGUACCUCAGAUCCGUAUGUGAAAGUUUAUGUUUUACCCGAUAAGAAGAAAAAAUUCGAAACGAAAGUUUACCGCAAAACACUAAAUCCUGUUUUCAAUGAGACCUUCAUAUUUAAGAAUUUGGCUUAUGGGGAAAUUGGCGGAAAAACAUUGGUCUUUGCCGUGUACGACUUCGAUCGAUUUUCAAGGCAUGAUCAAAUUGGUGAAGUACAAAUUGCGUUGAAUACAGUCGAUUUAGGCAAAGUUAUACGCGAGAUAAAGGAUUUAUCACCGCCACCAGGAGACAAAGAAGCAGAAAAUAAAUUAGGUGACAUUUGCUUUUCACUUCGAUAUGUACCAACAGCAGGUAAAUUAACCAUUACUAUACUCGAAGCAAAGAACUUGAAAAAGAUGGAUGUUGGUGGCCUUUCUGAUCCAUAUGUUAAACUAUCGUUAAUGAUGAAUGGUAAACGGUUGAAAAAGAAGAAAACAUCGAUUAAAAAAUGUACAUUAAAUCCAUAUUAUAACGAAUCAUUUACAUUCGAAGUACCCUUUGAACAAAUUCAAAAAGUACAAUUAGUCGUUACUGUUGUCGAUUAUGAUCGUAUCGGUACUUCUGAGCCGAUUGGUAAAGUUGUUUUGGGUUGUAAUGCGACCGGUACCGAAUUACGGCAUUGGUCUGAUAUGCUCGCAUCACCACGACGACCGAUCGCCCAAUGGCAUUCAUUGAAAGAUCCGGAAGACGGCAAACCAUCAUAA